This is a messenger RNA of Theileria annulata, 4521 nucleotides long. RefSeq names its product P-type ATPase 2, putative. Gene Ontology annotation, cellular component: plasma membrane. The record is from RefSeq and is a predicted model, not a curated record. Gene Ontology annotation, molecular function: ATP binding; ATP hydrolysis activity; ATPase-coupled intramembrane lipid carrier activity. The transcript has 6 exons. Gene Ontology annotation, biological process: phospholipid translocation. Lineage: Eukaryota; Apicomplexa; Aconoidasida; Piroplasmida; Theileriidae. The coding region runs from base 1 to 4521 and encodes 1506 amino acids.
AUGGUUUUUAUGCGCAUAUAUGAAUAUGUGUAUAAUAAAUACUUCAAAAAACCAGAUGAAGAAAUACGUAAUAUAAAACUGAAUAUAAAGCAAAUAUUUCCUUGUUCGAAUAGAGUUAAAACAACGAAAUAUACUCCAUAUAAUUUCAUUUUUAAAAAUUUAUAUGAACAACUUUGUAUACCAUCAAAUCUUUAUUUCGUUUUUAUUGCUGUUUUACAAUCUACACCACAAGUAUCAUCUACACAAGGAUAUCCAAUAGUAUUAUUACCAUUAAUAAUUGUAUUAUUAUUUUCUGCAUUGAAAGAUGGUUAUGAAGAUUAUCAACGUUAUUUGUCUGAUAAUCAACUGAAUAAUAAUAUCGUACAAAUUGUUAAUCUACCAUAUGUUACUGAUCAAUCCAAACUAUUACAUAAUAUCAAUACUACUGAUACCAAUACUGAUAGUAAUACUGAUAAUAAUACGGAUAGUAAUUUUGAUAGUAAUUUUGAUACACCAAUUUCUAGUAAUUUUGAUAUUUCCGAUCCUUGUAUUAAUACUUGUGGUAUUACUCAAUCUAAUACUACCGUUACGGUGUCACGUUCCAAGAAUGCUACCACCACUAAUGGUACCUGUACUAAUGGUACUAAGGGUACUGGAACUGUGGGCACCGCUACUAAUGGUUUGGAUACUAAGGAUACUGGUGGUACAAAAUCUAAUAGAAUUGGUAGUAAAUUUUUUAAAUCAAGAGAUAAAGGUAAAAAAUCAAAAGUUGAUGAAUUUGUUGGUACGGAACGAUAUGAUUUUGUCGAAGGAGCCUUGAGAAAUAAAGUAUUAGUAAAUAAAUAUUGGAAAGAUUUAAAAGUUGGUGAAUAUGUGUUUUUACAAAAUAAAGAUAUCGCACCUGCUGAUUUAGUACUUUUAGCUACUUCUGAAGAAAAUGGUUUUGCAUAUGUUGAUGCUUCUUCAUUAGACGGUGAAACUAAUAUUAAAAAAAAAGAAUCCAUUUAUGAUGUGUAUAAUGAAUUGGGUAGUGAUUUUGAACAUGUAAUUACAGAAGUACAACGUUUACUUGGUCAUUUUAAAUGUGAAGGACCAAAUAAGAAUCUUAUUAGUUUUGAUGGUCAUUUAAAAUAUCUUUUUUCUGAUAAAAUUACACCAAUUCCAUUAAAUAAUGAAAUGAAAAAAUUAAUUACCAAUUAUAAAUUUAAAUUAAAUUCUAAUAAUAAUUCAUUAGAAAAUGUUAAUUCUCCCGUUACGGUGACUGGUCCACCAAACAGUACUACCAAUAGUACUAAGGAUACUGGUACAGUUGUACCUAACACCGUAACUGAGGGAAAGGGAGCUAAUUUUACAGGUACAGAGUGUACUAAUACUAAUACUAAGGAUACUAAUAGUAAGGAAGACCCUUUGGGGGGUAGUGGUGGCCGUGGACCAGUCACCGUAAUGGAAAAUCUAAGAAGUGAGAGUAUAAAUGAAUUUGAAAAAAAUAUAAAUGAAAGUAAAGAAACACAAGUGAAUUUGAAUAAUUUAUUAUUACGUGAAUGUAAAUUAGUAAAUACACAAUGGAUAAUAGGAUUUGUAGUAUAUACAGGACAUGAUACAAAAAUAUAUAAAAAUAUAUCAAAAGCACCAUAUAAAGUUAGUAAUUUACAAAAGAAAAUGAUGAAAACAACAUUACUUAUUUGUAUAAUACAAUUUAUAUUAUGUUUAGUAGCAACAUUUUAUAAUCUUUAUAUACAUACAAAUAAAGUUUAUGAAAAAUAUUCUUAUUUAUCAUUAGAAACACGUGCUUCUGGAUUUUAUAUUUUUAUUAUUUAUUAUUUAUCUUGGAUGGCUUUGACUGCUAAUUUUGUACCUAUUAGUGCUAUUGUUACUUUAAAUGCUGUUAAAUUAAUUCAAGGUUUUUUUAUACAAUUUGAUGAUUCUAUGUAUUGUCAUGAAUUAAAAAUGAAUGCUAAAGCUAGAAAUACUAUGCUUAAUGAAGAAUUAGGACAAAUUAAAUAUCUUUUUUCUGAUAAAACAGGUACUCCGUUACGGUGCUUGUACACACCGAUCCCUGAAAGGGUCUUAGUUAUAUAUACUAGUACAUUAACAUGUAAUAAAAUGGAAUUUCGUAAAUUUAGUAUAAUGGGACAUAGUUAUGGUAAAGGUUAUACAGAUGUUAUAAGAUUUGUAUAUGCUAAAAAAGGUAUUUUUUUAGAAUCUGAAGUAGCGAAUCCAAAUUAUGAUAAAGAAUCACAUGUGAAUUUGGUUGAUGAUGUAUUAUUUAAAGAAUUAAAUGAUCCAAAUCAUCCAAGACAUGAAUAUUUAAUUGAUUUCUUUUUACAUUUAGCAAUUAAUAAUUGGGCUGUACCAGAUAGUUCUAAUAAUCGUAUAUAUAUGUGUCCAAGUCCUGAUGAAUUAUGUUUUGUUAAUGCAGCUGCUUUUUGUGGAUUCAGAUUAUUACAACGUAAUUCUAAUUUCGUCCUCAUAUCAAUUUUUAAUCAAAUUUAUAAAAUUAAAAUCAUUGCACAAGCUGACUUUGAUUAUAAACGGAAAUGUUCUACAACUAUUAUAUCCAUUUCUCAUACCAAUCCUUUAAAACCCAUAGGUACUAUAAAUGACCCUUCGAAUAGGGUAACUAACCCAUUGAACCCAGUAAAUGGUGUAAAUCCCUUAAAUACUGUAAAUAGUAGUAUUAAUACUAAGGGAGUCCCUUUAGGGGCUGUUGGUACUGAGGAGACUGGUACCGUUGGAGCAAGCACCGUAACGGAAGUAACAGAAAAUAACCGAAUAAUAUUAUAUUGUAAAGGUGGUGAUAAUAUAAUGAUAAAGAAAUUAAAGGAAAUAAAAGAAGUAGAUGUAGUAACAUUAAGGAAUAUGAAGAAAUAUUCAGUAGGAGGUUUAAGAACAUUAGUAUUUGCAAAACGUGAGAUCGAAUUAAAAGAAUUUAAUGAAUGGUUAAAAGAAUAUAAUAGAAUAAAAUUAACAAUAGAAUCGAGAGAUGAGAAAUUAGCAGAAUGUGUAUCGAAAUUAGAAUGUGAUUUAGAAUUACAAGGAGUAACAGGAAUCGAAGAUAAAUUACAAACAGGAGUAUCGGAAUGUAUAGAACAAUUAUUAAUGGCAGGAAUAAGAAUUUGGAUGCUUACUGGUGAUAAUUUAGAUACUUCUAUUAAUAUUGGAAUUGCUACUAAUUUAGUUAAUAUGUUAUCGGAUCGUAUUAUGUUAGAUUCUAACACUGUUCCUAAUGAUAAAUUAUUUUUGGAAAUGAAAAAACAUAUCAAUAGAAUUGAUCAAGAAAAUAAUAUUACUAAACAUCGUUGUUUAAUAUUAGAUUCUAUAUCUAUAGAAUAUAUUUUUUCUUCCAUUACGGGGUCAGGUACCACGGCCAAUAAUAGUACUAAGAGUACUAAGGAUACUAAUAAUACUAAGAGUACCGAAGGUAAUAAUAAUACUAAGGAAACCCCUUUGGGGGUUAAGGAAGACCAUUUCGGGGCUGGUAUUGAUGGAACUACUGGCCGUGGACCAGUCACCGUAACGGAGGAAAUAUUUAUAGAAAUAUUAAAAAGAGUACAUUCAGUAAUAUGUUGUCGUAUGACACCAUAUUUAAAAGGAGCAGUAGUAACAUUUGUAAAGAAUAAAUUAGGUGGAAUAACAUUAGCAGUAGGAGAUGGAGCAAAUGAUUGUAAUAUGAUACAAAUAGCACAUGUAGGAAUAGGAAUCAAAGGAAGAGAAGGAUCACAAGCAUUUAAUGCAUCAGAUUUCGGUAUAGGAGAAUUCAGAUUCUUAUCACCAUUGAUAUUACAUCAUGGACGUUUAUGUUAUAGAAACUUAUCGAAAUGUAUUUCAUAUAUGUUUUAUAAAAAUGUUAUACUCAUCAUACCAUUAUUCUUUUAUGCAUAUAUUAGUCUUUUUUCUGGUCAAAAAAUAUAUUAUUCAUUAUUUGUAGCCAUUUAUAAUGUUGUAUUUACUUCGAUACCUGUUGGGAUCUUUGGUAUUGUAGAUCAAGACUAUAAUCGUGAAUUUUCUGUUAAAUAUCCUCACGUAUAUCAGUUGGGACAAAUUAAUCAUUAUUUUAAUGUUAUUAAAUUUUCUGGAUGGAUAUUAAAUGCUAUAAUACAAUCGGCUGUUAUUUUUUUUAUGAUGACGGUUGGAUUAGGUGAUGAAUUUUCUAUACCAUUUCCAUACGGAUUAAUUGCUGAUGCACCUACUUUGGGAAUAAUGUUAUUGUCUAGUGUAUUUAUAAUUGUUUCUUGUAAACUUGUUUUAGAAACUUGGUAUUUUACUAAAAUUACACUGUUAUCACAUUUAAUUAGUAUAUUCUUUUUUAUUAUAACUGUUUGUUCAUUUUCUUCAUCACCAAUUUAUUCAGCAAAUUCGAUUGGAUCAGCAUUUGUAUUAUUUACGAGUUAUAGAUUUUGGAUUGUAAUUUUAGGUACAUUGAUGUUAUCAAUGUAUCGAGAUUAUUUCUAUAAAGUAUUCAAAUACUCUUUUUGUCCUCAAUAUUAUCAUCAUGUACAAAAGGUUGAAUAUCUCAAAAUUGAACAACCUGUAACCUUUUAA